AUGUGUCUAAGAAGAGUAGUAUCCUGUCUUCUCUCUCCUCAGUGUUGUGCUGAUGCAGCCGGCAAAAUGGUGAAUUGGUGCUCCUUACAAGACCGUGUUUUAGAAGUCAUAUUCUCUUAUCUGGAUGUGUACGACCUGCGCAACUGUUCACUAGUGUGUAAGAACUGGUAUAAGUACCUCAACGACGAGAACAAUGAUGUAUGGCGGCUGCACUGUGUUAGAAAAUUGGCCGAGGAGGCCCUCAAAUCGGACCUCUUAUCCUCUGUGCCGACCUAUAAGGCCAAAUUAAGAGCCUUCUAUCACGCGUGGAACCCAAAUGAUUGCUCUAGGAACAUAUAUGUGAAGCCCAAUGGGUUCACUCUACACAGGAACCCUGUGGCCCAGAGCACGGAUGGUGCCAGGGGCAAGCUGGGGUUCAGGUCAGGGAGACAUGCCUGGGAGGUAGUGUGGGAGGGACCCCUUGGCACUGUGGCAGUCAUAGGCAUAGCCACCAGGGACGCUGCUGUACAGUGCCCGGGAUAUGUGGCACUCUUAGGCUCAGAUGAACACUCUUGGGGGUGGAAUCUGGUAGACAAUCACUUGUUACACAAUGGAGAUUCACAAGGAAAUUAUCCACAGUUAAAUAAUGCACCAAAGUAUCAGGUAGGGGAGAGAAUACGAGUGAUACUGGACUGUGAUGACAACACGUUAGCAUUUGAGAAGAACUACGAAUUUCUAGGAGUUGCUUUUAGAGGACUGCCAGACAAACAGUUGUAUCCUUCAGUAUCUGCUGUAUAUGGUAACACAGAGGUUUCUAUGGUAUACCUAGGGCCGCCGCUGGAUGGCUGACCCACCGUAUUUUUAGUACAUACAAUGCCAGACUGUAGAGCGCAACAUGGUUCCUCGCUCAUCUCAAGGGAUUGUCCGCCCAAACUGUUUCCUUCGUUGUGACGGAUGUGUGGUGAGGAUUACGGACUAGUAACUAGCUGCUCCUAGUGACACCUAAUGUUAAUAAUUUAAGUGAAAGGAGCUUAACAGAAAAACUAGAUCAACCAUGAUGAUAUAGCCUUGAUAAGCUAUGCAUCAUACUGUGGUGAGAAUCUUUUUCAUACUUUAAACACAUAGGAAAUAAGAGUAAGGAUAAACUUCUUAAGGUGUGAAUUAAAUACUUGUCAUAAAUACAAGCUAUUUAUGCCUUAAUCAGUUUUUUGACCUGGAUUAGUAAACGGUUUGAAAUGAGAUCAUUGUCACAGUUCAUCUACAAUGAGUCAAAAAGCAUGCCUAACAGAGUUUACCUCUGCAAUGUAUGCAAUGUGCCUUGAAAAACAUAAUACUACUGGAGUAAAACUUGAUUUGAUGUCACUUUUUAUCAAACUAAGGCUUUUUAAUUAUUUGUAUCAGUGAGUGUGUAUG
Cherax quadricarinatus is the source of this 1392-nucleotide messenger RNA. RefSeq names its product F-box synaptic protein (gene Fsn). The record is from RefSeq and is a predicted model, not a curated record. Gene Ontology annotation, cellular component: SCF ubiquitin ligase complex; synapse. Gene Ontology annotation, molecular function: protein binding. Gene Ontology annotation, biological process: synapse assembly involved in innervation; proteasome-mediated ubiquitin-dependent protein catabolic process. NCBI's taxonomy places the organism in Eukaryota, Metazoa, Arthropoda, Malacostraca, Decapoda, Parastacidae.